This is a messenger RNA of Insectozyma verbasci, 504 nucleotides long. Lineage: Eukaryota; Fungi; Ascomycota; Pichiomycetes; Serinales; Debaryomycetaceae. The record is from the annotation of a GenBank genome assembly.
AUGGUCCACGCUGAUUAUUCAAAUAUUACAGGUUUAACCAAAGAUGAAACAUUACAACAUAUAAUUGAUUCAUAUACAGCAUUAGAAACAUCAAACUAUGUCUCAAAUUUAUCUAAUCUCCUGAGUUUAUUAUGGUAUGCUUAUCAUUCAUUAAAUGUGAAAGUAAACUGGAGUGGUUUUUAUUUAUUAAAUACAAAAAAUGAAAAUGAAUUAGUAUUGGGUCCAUUUCAAGGUAAAGUAGCAUGUCAAGUAAUUAAAAUUGGAUCUGGUGUUUGUGGGACUGCUGCAGAAACUAAGAAGACUCAAUUAGUUCCUGAUGUUGAAAAAUAUCCAACUCAUAUUGCUUGUGAUUCUGAAACUAAAAGUGAGAUAGUGGUACCUAUAAUUAAAGAUGGUAAAUGUGUUGGUGUAAUUGAUUUAGAUUGUUUGGAAUUGAAUGGAUUUGAUGAAGUUGAUCAAAAAUAUUUAGAAAAAUUAGCCGAAUUGAUUACAAAGACUUUAUAA